UUUCAGUUCUUAACCGAUACAGUCUGUUAACCAUUUUUUUUGUAAUUUGCUAAAACCCUCCAUGGAAGAAUCAGAGAAAAUGGUGGCGUUGAAGAAGGCGUACGCGGAUAUAAUUUUGAACACAGCAAAGGAGGCGGCAGCGAGAGUGAUGAUAUCGGAGCGCAAAGCGUUGCGUUGUGAGAUGGAUCUGAAUCGAACCAAAGACGAGGCCCUUCGUCUGCUUGUGCGUUUGAAACAGAUGAUCGACUCUAAGAUGAAGGAAGCCGAGGUAACAUCUUUGACCAAGCAAAAAAAGAUUGAUGAGAUUGAAGCACAACUCUGUGAGGCUGAGGAUGUCAUAACAGAUCUCAGAUCAGAAUUGAAAUGGGUCAGAGAUAAAUUGGAGAGAGUGAAAAGUAAUCAACAGCCUUUGAAUGGACAAUUCAUGGAGGCAGAUAUGUAUUGUCAAGAAAAUGUGACAGCUGAGCCAUUGGUUCCCUCUAUUUUGAGCUCAGGACUUACAACCAUUACUGCUUCUGACAUGGAGAGCAACUUAUUGAAACAACAAAGCCUGGAUAAAAUGUCCUGCAGUGGAACUCAACAAACUGAUAAUGUAAGUGUUUCUCAGUUGGAGAACUUUGAUGAUCAAAAGUCCAACUUAGCCUCCAUAAUAGUGAGGAACAAGGAACCUGAGCUGUACAGAAAUGGUUGUACUCAGAGAAUUCGUGCACUUGAAAGAAACUUUCUGACCGAGAACCUACCUACUUUGGGAUAUGUAGAUCAAAAUUCCCUCAUAACGAAUGAGGUCGUUAUUGAGACCAGUAAUAAGGAUGAAGAAAAAUGUGCCAUACCCUCUCCUAAGACCAAAAAAUUUAACAUUACAAAGAAAUUUCUUGGAGGGGAACCAAAGAAAACUGUAAAGGUUCGCACUGUACGAAGAAGAAAGACUAGGUUUGGGAAAGCCAAAGGUAAUCUACGCAGGUCUCGUUCUGUUCAGCCCAUGAAACCUUGUCACUUGUCUUCUGUUCCUUCACAUUGCAAAACAUACUCGGUAAAUGAGAAUAUUAGAUCGCUAUCUUCAAUCAAGCCUGGCAAUGUGAGUACCAUGAAAAACUCUAGUGGCUUCUGCGAAAACAUGCAGCAUAAGGGUACCUUUAAUGAUGAUGGAAUCAUUCAUGAAGAGAAAAGAAAUGUGAAAUCACAGAGUAGGGAUGGCCCAUCUACCUCAUUCGCAUCUCCUCCUGAUCAGCUUAUCAAACCUUGUGAGACAUCUUCUACUAUUAACCGUGGCAUAGUUUAUUCAUUUGCUUUACGUGGUACUGUUAUAUCUGGUGAAGAUGGAUCAAAGAUAGCUGAAAAUGAAGCUAAGAUGAAGCCAUUGCCUCGUUUGGAUCCAGGAUUGACAUUAAUUAGAAGAGGCACAGAUCCUGUAUCUGGAUCAGCAAAUUUUUCUGUGAAUAUUAAGGCAGUUACUAAAUUUAGACAUGUUCCGGAUGGUUCUGACAAGAACACACAGUUGAGAAAUGAACCUCCAUUGGUACAACCUGGAGGUGAUGCCAUAGAUAAUUCAAUGGUUAGAUGCACUGAGAUGAGCCCUGAAUUGGUUAAUGAAUCACCAGUACUUUCUAACUCAAAAGAUGCUAAAUCAUCCAUAGAAACUAAUGAAUCUCCUUCUAAAUCUGAUAACAGUAAGUUUCUUAAAUACACUUUCCAGAGGAAGCGCAAGAAAGAGUCUAUGAACAGCUCUGAUGUGCACACUUCUCCUGAAAAAAGUGUUGUAAAGAGAAGGGCUGCAGAGAAACAAACUGAUGCACCAGAGCCACAGAAAUCUACCAUGAUCAAUGAAUCUUCUAGGGACAGUCGGCGACUGGCUCAGGUUGCCCGCCAGCUCAUAGCUUUAUCUGGUAGAAGAUGGUGACAAUGAAGCUGAUUGUUGGACAUUAUGAGCACCUAAGGUCCAAAACAACUCACCUCUCUAGGUUCUUGACAACUGAGCUAGCUGCAUAGUACGAGAGAUUCAUAAAAUAGUAAAUGCAUCUGAAUUUCACUCAGAAAUUUCUUCAUUCCGUUACAUUCUGAUAUUAUCUGCUGAUUUGCUCUACCUAGUUAGGAAAUUUAUAUACUCUGAUAGUUUAUAGUUGGCUUGAUUGGCCAACCAGUAGAACAGAAUUUAGAAAGUAAAAACCCAGUAAUUAUGUAAUAACCAGUUUAAAAUCGCGGCAUUAUGUUAUAUAUAACUCUAUCUGAGGCUUUAAAGGUUUAUCUUUGUUCAUGA
This is a messenger RNA of Mangifera indica (mango), 2254 nucleotides long. RefSeq lists its product as uncharacterized. Bases 62 to 1897 code for a protein of 611 amino acids. The record is from RefSeq and is a predicted model, not a curated record. NCBI's taxonomy places the organism in Eukaryota, Viridiplantae, Streptophyta, Magnoliopsida, Sapindales, Anacardiaceae. The transcript has 4 exons.